AUGGCUCGCGGCCCGCCGUCGUGCACGGGGUCCGCGUGGCGCGACACGGCACUGCUGCUUGUCGGCGCGCUGCUCUCUCUCGCGCAACACAGCACCCCCGCGGUUGCUGCUGCCCCAGUGACCCCAGGCGCCACCCCCAACAGCUUCUACCGCUACCACUACCACGUGCGCCGCCUCCCGCCCUUUCUGCGCAACCACCUCAAGCGCGCACAAGGGCAGGGGGACGGAGGGGGCGGAGGGGGCGGAGGAGGCGGAGGAGGAGGAGAGGGGAGCAGCACUGUGCGGGCGGCGAGCAUUGCGAGCAGCGGCGAUGAAACUAUCGUCCUCACCAGCGGCAGCGGCGGCAGCAGCAGCAGCAGGAGCGGGGCUUUAGGCGGCAUAGGUGGCGGCGGAGGGGAAGCGGGCGCCAGCGCGUACGAGCGGGCGCAGGCCGCCAUGGCCGCGGCGAAGGCGCGCAGCAGCGCGUGGGGGAAGUCGAUGCGCGGGCGGGGGCGGACGGGCAAGAGACGGCCAUGGGUGGAUGUGUCGUGGGCCAAUCACAGGCCGCUGGCGCAGGUGUACGAACCUGAUUGGCCCGCCAUUUCGGAGGAGGCGGGGAUGACGGCCGACGGCGGGAGGGGCGCGGGCAAUGGCGCGUGGCCGUUCGCUGAGCCGCGCAUCAGCCCCCAGACGAUCCGGCGCCAGCCGCCAUCGAGCGGGCUACCAUGCACGCCGCUCACCACAGCAGUGAUCAUCGCAGUCAACUCGGAGAACGACUUCGCCCGCCGCCUCAAGUACCCGCCCACCGUCACGGUCGUCCUGGAGCUCCAGAACCACAUCCUGCUCACGGCGCCGCUGCUCUUCAACGCGUCCUUCGCCUGCACCGUGCUGCGCUCCACCGCCCGCCCCGCACGCGGCUUCCAGCUGACGCUCAUGCGCACGGACGCGCCGCUGCUGUGGAUAGCGGGCGCCAGCAACGUGCUCGUGCUGCGCGUCUCCUUCUUCCAGCCCUACGCCCUUGACACCAACGCGUGCCAGGGCAUCCCGUAUGUGGGCACAGACGUCAUCUGCCCCGCCAUCCACAUCUACCAGGCGCCAGGCACUUAUCAGCAAGACCGCGGAUUGAGGCGCUUGCUCUCCACCUCUGCUCCCCGCCGCUACUUCUCCCCCCGCCAGGCGGCCAAGGGGCAGGGGGCAUGGAGCACGGUGUACGCGCGGGUGGACGUGCCGUGGUGGGUGGGUGGCAUCACGCCCGCACUGGGCCCGCCAUCUGCCCCACACCAACCCCCACGCACUCAUCAUCAAAACAGCCACUUGAAGCGCUUGCUCUCCACUGCCCCCUGCUGCUCUUCCUCCCCCCCACAACAGUCAGCCAACGUGCAGGUGGCGCGCGGCACGGUGUACGGGCGGGUGGACGUGUACUGGUCGGUGGCGGUGCGUGUGGACGGCAUGAAGGUCACGGGGGUGGGCGACUUCAAGCGCGGCCAGGGGCUCAUCCGCGUCGCCUUCUGCGGCCACGGCCCCACCAUGCAGCGCAGCGGGGUCGUCAUCAGCAACAACGAGGUCUUCGCCAAUGUCACACUUGCAAAUGACCCAGCAGGCAAAUGUCGCUCACUCAAACAAUCUGUGCUUCCUCAUCCCACCUGGGCCCUCCUCUUCCCAUCGGGGCCAUGCUCUUCCGGCCAACCACCCCUGCCUUCUCUCUCGCCAGGCGCACGUUUCCCCAUAGUGCUGUAUUUCGGGGCGGUGGGAGUGACGGUGAGCAACAACUACGUGCACGAUUUCAUAUUCGCGGGCAUCGUGUGCGGUGCGUUCGUGUCGUACGUGGGCGACUGCAUGCUGUCCACCAUCUCCAACAACCUGGUGGUGGCCACGGGGCGGAACAUCAGCGGCGACAUGGACGCCUCGGGCAUCUACUUCAACACGCACUGGUUCAACCCUGGCAACCUAGCGGAGUGCAACUACGUGAUCGGCGGCGACCAGUGCUACUACCUGGACUUCGCGUCGUCGGGUGUGACCAUCCGAGGGGGCGCGUGCAUUGACACGUACGCGGGCAUGAAGGUCAACAACGGCAAGAGCAACGUGAUAGAGGACGUGGUGGUGAAGAACGCGCGCUGGACGCCCGGGUGGUCCACGUGCCUCACAGCGGAGGUGGUGAACGGUGGGAAGAAGCCCGGGUCGUACUGGGAGCAGAUGCGCCGCAAGUACUACAACUCGGCCCAGUUCAACCAGAACUGGCCAUGGAUGCAAACGGUGUGCUCAGAGACGGGCGUGAACGGCGUGCCGUGCAACACCAACGCGCGGGGAACCCUCAACGCCACGCAGACGGGCAAGUGCAGCGGGCUGCCCACGCGCAACUCGCUCAUGCUCGUGCUCGUCAAUGCGCUCGACUACGACAUGGACUUCAAGUACUGCGAGGACCUGCCCAACACGCCGCGCCUCAACUCGCACCGCUUCAUCAACGUCACCAACGUCGCUGAUGCGCAGUUCCUGGAUUUCGUGGAGGACGACUUGGGCGUGAGAAAGGGGUCGUCGCUUUACAAGGCCCGGCCGAAUUUCAAGAGCUGCCCGAGGAGUGAAGUUGGGCCGAAAAAGCUCUUGGAGAGGUCUUACUAUGAGAGCUUUAAUAAGGCUAUUCCGGAUGUUUAUUAUGUUACAUUAGGCGUGCAAGGGGGCAAGGUGGUGGGCAUGGGGCAGCGGAGAAAAAGAGCGAGACACAUGUGGGGUGAAGGGGAGUAG
Messenger RNA from Closterium sp. Naga37s-1, 2718 nucleotides. NCBI's taxonomy places the organism in Eukaryota, Viridiplantae, Streptophyta, Zygnematophyceae, Desmidiales, Closteriaceae. The record is from the annotation of a GenBank genome assembly.